UUUCUUGGCUCUUAAAACAUUUCAGUGAGUGUCAUUCAAAUUUGGACCAUUUUUAAGCUUGACCUUUGACAAAGCUUUGUAAAAUCUGGUGAGGGUGCUUUAAUAGCAGGCAGAAGAGAGGACUACUUUGAAGUUUGAAAACUUAGAAAAAUAGUAAGAUAUUUUAAGGCUACCAGUGUCCUUUAUAGAUGCAAAGUGAAGUUAAGAGGAGAGGAGCUUAGGGAGAAUGGGACUUAUUUCAAGGAAAAAAAAAUAUCUGUCAAGGCCUUUAAAACAAGCCAAUGGAGACAAGGUGGUAAAUGGAGGAGAAACUAUGAUUCUUUGAGCAAGUUAGUCCUGAAAACAUGCUUCUCGGUGCUCUUGGCUGGGUGUUUUUCAUUGGAGCCUGUGAGUUUUAAAUAGUAAGGAAUUCAAGUAAUUGCAGGAAGUGUGUUGGGGGGGGAGUGGUUGAGCAUUGGUGAAUGGGGAGCAAGUUCACAGUUUGGCUCUUGGGCCAUCAGAGGAAGGGGAGUGUGCGUGUCCCCCGCUGGACCAGGCUUGUAUGGCAGACUUACUUACGAGCAGCGACUUGAGAGAGUUCAUGAAUGGAAGUCACAGAGACCGGGCAACUGCAGCCACCCCGCAGACAUUUCUUAAAGGGGAGAGUUGAGAGCCUUUUUCCCAGUGUAUUUCUGGUAGCAGUUUGAUUCUCUUGCUUGCAUUUCAAUUCCCAUAAUUGGUAGCUUCAGAAAUGGCUUUGGCAGACAAUUUGCUUUAAAAGGUGGCCACCUAAUUCCAAAAUGCCCUGGUUAUUUUAGGAGCCCUAAUCCUUUCCCUCCGGAGCUCUUUCGCAGGAGUUCUUCUUCUGGACGGGUCCAGGAGGAGAAGCGCUACAAAGCAGCCACUGUGCUUACUGAACGGCCUCCCCCUGUAUCGCUUAAUUGAGAAGGUAUACAAAUGCUCUCAGUCCAGCCAGACACCAAGCCGAAAGGUUGUGCUGGCUGCAACCGAAAGAUCAAGGACCGGUAUCUUCUAAAGGCACUGGACAAAUACUGGCAUGAAGACUGCCUGAAGUGUGCGUGCUGUGACUGUCGCUUGGGAGAGGUGGGCUCCACCCUGUACACUAAAGCUAAUCUUAUCCUUUGUCGCAGAGACUAUCUGAGGCUCUUCGGUGUAACGGGAAACUGUGCUGCCUGUAGUAAGCUCAUCCCUGCCUUUGAGAUGGUGAUGCGUGCCAAGGACAAUGUUUACCACCUGGACUGCUUUGCAUGUCAGCUUUGUAAUCAGAGAUUUUGUGUUGGAGACAAAUUUUUCCUAAAGAAUAACAUGAUCCUUUGCCAGACGGACUACGAGGAAGGUUUAAUGAAAGAAGGUUAUGCGCCCCAGGUUCGCUGAUCUAUCAACAUCACCCCAUUAAGAAUACAAAGCACUACAUUCUUUUAUCUUUUUUGCUCCACGUGUAUAUAAGAAUCGACACAGGAACCUACUGAAUAGCGUAGAUAUAGGGAAGCAGGAUGGUUAUAUGGAAUAAAAGGCGGACUGCAUCUGUAUGUAGUGAAAUUGCCCCCGUUCAGAGUUGAAUGUUUAUUAUUAAAGAAAAAAGUAAUGUACAUAUUGCUGGAUUUUUUUGCUUGCUAUUCGUUUUUGUGUCACUUGGCAUGAGAUGUUUAUUUUGGACUAUUGUAUAUAAUGUAUUGUAAUAUUGAAGCACAAAUGUAAUACAGUUUUAUUGUGUUACCAUUUGUGUUCUGUUUGCUUCUUUGUAUUGUUGCAUUUAGUACAAUCAGUGUUUAAACUUACUGUAUAUUUAUGCUUUCUGUAUCUACCAGCUAUUUUAAAUGAGCUGUAACUUUCUAGUAAAGAACUGAAGAGCAAAUCUCACUAAUGAUACACAGAUAGAUAAAACGAGUCUAUCAACAUUAAAAAUACUAAACAAUAAAGACACACACAAAGCAUUUUAGUGACAUCCACUACUUAUUGCCACUAUGAUUUAGAGUCUAUCAGUGUUCUUGUUAUAACCCCCUAUUUUCAGGGGGUUAAAAAUCAGCUUUAAAAAAUGCAUACAAAUUUCAUCUUAAAGCACUUUCGUUUUAUACCAACGUGAAAAGUGCCAUUUUUAGAAUAACUUUAAAGCUUAACAGUUAUCCUUUUAAUAUCCUUUUUUUGUGCUCUCUACCUACACAACGGCUUUGUUUUGCUUUUUCAGUCACACCCCUUAUGUGAACUAGUGCCUUUGGGUAUCGUGUAAAAAUUUUCCAAAGGGUUACUUUUAAAAAGUGUUACCACAAUUAUGAGAUAAUUUUAAAAUGAUAAAGUAAAUUUCUUAUAUAAAUUUUGCCCAGAUCUCUCCAUAAGAGCUAAGGGCUUAAUAAAUUUAUGGCACUGAAAAGAUUUGAGUGUGAAUCUACUGAAAUCAUGGUAAUGCACAUUGAAGUAUGAUGGUAUCGAGUAGUGAAGUUACUUUUGAGCACAGCAACAUAAUGCUCAUAGAAUCUUCUAGAAGAAGAGAAACAAAGGGAUUGAUAAAAAGCUGAGAAUUGGUGAUUAUAUAUUUUUCUGUAUUUCCCUGCCAUUUAUUUUAAUGUUUAAAAAGUGAAUGCUUUAAGUUUAAUGUGUCUUACUUUACUCAUUGCUUUAGGGAAUUACCAACUCAGAAUACAUUACACACAGGCUGAAAUCGGCCACUCCAUUUCUUAAAAGGUGAAAUAUGCCCUUACCUACAUGAUAGCAGAUAAAGAAGAAAGCUCUAGAAACAGAAAUUAUGGAGAAUGAUUAUUUAAAUUACAAUUAAGGAAAUAAAAAUGAGAAUAAUAUCUCCUCUUCUGAGUUGCUUACACUUUGAUUCUUUGCUUCUGCUCCCUGUAAUAGAACUACUUUUUCAACAAAUCUAAUUCUGCGCAGGCACAACAAUAAACCAUGUUUUUACCAUAGCAAACAGUGCUAUGGGGUUUCUUUUUUUUUUUUUUUUCUUGAUCACUUGUACAGAAAACAAUAUUUCUCACUGUUAUUUACAUACAUAUUUUUUCCUGCCAAUAUAUACAUUACAGAAAAUUAAAUGUUAAACCUGAAUUUUUGGUUUGGGGCCAAAGUAUUAAGCUGAAAAUAAUGCUGGUGUGGAUUUGAGUUGUUUUGAAACAAAGCUUUAUUAUGAACAUGCAUGUGAAUCUGGAUAUUGCCUCUUAUUUUUGAGAAAAUGGUUCUGUGAAAAGUGACUGAUAUGUAUUUUUACAAAUGCUUCAUGGUUAAGAGUGUUCACGUCACAUGUCCCCCAAAUUUAAAAUAUAUUGAAGAAAGAAUUUCAAAUAUAGCUAUUUGGGUCUCACAGAAUAACUGUUACUUUAGCCUUUGAGCCUUACAUUUGUUUCACAAAAAACUUGUAUAGCCAAAAACCAAUAAAGCAAGACAAAAUAAAAAUGGGAGGGGGUGAGAUAAGUGAGAAGUGGUUUUCAUAAUGCAGCCCUGCUAGACUCUUAUUAACAGUUGUUUGAAAUUCACGUGGAUGUAAAAUUUUAAUUGUCAGUAUCUUUUUCAAAUGAUCGUCUUUAGAUUUAAAUGGUUUUCAUAUGUUUAUUGAUAUGUCAAAAUACUUGUAAAUUGGGAACAAACUUCUCUCAACUUCUUGAAGCUGUUCAACUAUCCUUGCCACCCAAAGACCAAACAAGAAUUUCACUACUUUUUCUUUUACUUAAUACUUUGGGAAUUAACUCUUACUCUUUUUACUACAAACAAAAUUACUCCCCUGAAUUAGAGAUUAAGGCCUUAAUCUGUUUAGAUUAUCUUUAAUCUCUAUGAAGUUGUGAAACAAGACAGGAAUAAUUUCAGCUGUAGGUCAUUUUUACAGCAAAUUGUCCAUCAACAGUAGCAUUUUUGACCUGAAGUACUGAACUAAUUUUGACUACUCAAAGCCCUGGAAUUGUUGUCAACUUUCCUCUUUGUGUUGUGUAGCCCUGACAUCCUUUAGCUUGUUAUCUGAUGCUUCCAAUAGGACACCUCCGAUAUAGCUUUGAUUUCUCAAGCAGUGAAAGCUCGCUUACCUAACAUGCAUCUCACAGGCUACCUGUGGUGAAGGACCAGGCACUCCCACUACACCAAGUGCUGAUUGAGUUUAAAAGCUGACCUGUGUUUGUAAUUUCACUUUCAUCUUGCUUAAUAAAUAUCUGCUGAAUUCUUUCAUUUUUUA
Molecule: messenger RNA, 4159 nt
Organism: Microcebus murinus (gray mouse lemur)
Lineage: Eukaryota; Metazoa; Chordata; Mammalia; Primates; Cheirogaleidae
Gene: LMO3
Product: LIM domain only 3
Biological process (GO): positive regulation of transcription by RNA polymerase II
Cellular component (GO): nucleus
Molecular function (GO): DNA-binding transcription factor binding; transcription coactivator activity
Source: RefSeq, a predicted model, not a curated record